Molecule: messenger RNA, 697 nt
Organism: Emiliania huxleyi CCMP1516
Lineage: Eukaryota; Haptophyta; Isochrysidales; Noelaerhabdaceae
Exons: 3
Coding region: 14-604 (196 amino acids)
Source: RefSeq, a predicted model, not a curated record
UCAUCCCGUGCAAAUGCACCCCCUCCUCUGGUGGGCCGCUGUCGCCGUCGCCGCCUGGUGCUGUGUCCAGGUCGUCGCAUGCGUUGUCGGACGCUGCCUGAUGGGCCGCAGGCCCUUCCCUGAUUGCGGCGGCAAGGUGACCACCGUCCGAAGCGCGCAGGAGUGGGAGAGCCUCCUCGCCGCCGCCGCCGCCGCAGGCGAGCGGGUGCUGAUAGACUGCUACGCGACGUGGUGCCCGCCCUGCCGCACGGCGGCGCCCGCCUUUGCCCGGAUGAGCUACCAGUACGCCGGCUGCCGCUUUGCCAAGCUGGACGUCGACGCCGCGCGCGAUCUGGCGGCCUCGCUGCAGGUGCGCGCGAUGCCAACCUUCCUCCUGUUCGGCGUCCCCGCGCCCGGCUGCCCGCACAUGGUCAAGCUGGACGGCUGCCAGGGUUGGGAUGAGGGGCGGGUGCGUUCGCUCCUCGAGUCGCGCGGCGUGGCGCGGCGGCCGAUCGCGGAGGCGGAGGCGGAGGAGGAGGCGGACCGCGCCGCCGCCGCAGCCGAGUCAGACUGCUGCGAGGGGGAGCGGUGUCGGCUGGUGAAGUCGCCGCAGGACCACGUGUGACCGGAGCGGAAGCGCUGAUGCGGAACCGGGGCAGUGAGCCUUGCAUUUUUUAUGUUCUCCCCGCUGCGAGUGGAUUCUUUAAAUAAAGCCGUU